This is a messenger RNA of Cladocopium goreaui, 846 nucleotides long. The record is from the annotation of a GenBank genome assembly. Lineage: Eukaryota; Dinophyceae; Suessiales; Symbiodiniaceae.
CUCAAAGGGUUUGCUUUCGCCAUGGCAAACCAGCUCAGGAGCAGGUCUUUGAGAUGCUCUCGUUUGCUGCGAACCUUGUUGGUUGGCGCCGUUGUGCCAUACGCUUUUAAUGCCGUCCUUUUCACAGGUGGUUGCGCGCCGCACACUGUGCACAGAAGGACAAGGACUGUGGCACGAAAUGCUGAUCCUCCACAGGCACAGCCCGAGCUGCCACCAUUCCAGCGUUUUCCGGAUGACUACAACCCGGACAACUCGGACCCCUUGGAUCGUGCCAUUGAGUGGUUCAUGACACUCGACCCAGAGACGAAUUCACGUUUGGAGACGGUCUUCACUCUAAUCGUCCUGGCCAUCACGGUCAUCAGCGCCAAGGAGACCUACGAAAAGUGGCUCAGAGAGAAGACAGAGGAAGACAACUUGAGGAAACAAAAAAUCAGAAGAGCUUUGAAUCCGGAUGGAUGGAGGGAGGAGCUUUUCAAAGAGGAGCAGGCAGAGAAGUUGAAGGAACAGCAGAAAGAGCAGAAGAGAGGUGUCAAGGAUGUCUUGGAGGAGAUCUAUGGUACAGAUGGGUUAGAAGAUCAGUUUGAUUCUCGCAUCAGACCAGGUACCAGACGGCCCCCGACGAAAUCUCCAUCUCCAGCAACUGCAGGACGCGCAAAAAGUCCCAAGAAAGGCUAGUCCAGAACGCUGAUCUUCAGGCUGAAAAGUCCAGCCUUUGCAUCCUGCGGAGCAAUGUUUCCUGAGACACUGACGCCGUCUGAGCGGAAAAUGGAAGGCAUGAGCAGCUAUGGGCAGCUAUGAGCAGCUUUUUCCUUCGAGUUUUCCAAUGAACAAUGAAUCUGAUUUUGG